Molecule: messenger RNA, 5598 nt
Organism: Betta splendens (Siamese fighting fish)
Lineage: Eukaryota; Metazoa; Chordata; Actinopteri; Anabantiformes; Osphronemidae
Gene: adgrg6
Product: adhesion G protein-coupled receptor G6
Biological process (GO): myelination in peripheral nervous system; adenylate cyclase-activating G protein-coupled receptor signaling pathway; cell surface receptor signaling pathway
Cellular component (GO): membrane
Molecular function (GO): G protein-coupled receptor activity; laminin binding
Source: RefSeq, a predicted model, not a curated record
AUGUGACGCUUCCCUGUGAUGAUCAUCACACAGACAAACAAAUGAGCCCCUCAGUCGUCAGUGUCUGGAUCAUGAAUCCCUGAGUUCAGUGACGGCUGAAUGGCAGUGCAUGAAGUGAAGGUUUCCUAAUGCUGCCUUGUCGUCAUGGUGGAGUCCGUCUCUCUGAGAUACUUGUUGAGAAGCUUUGAGCAUACAUAUGUAAAGUUGAGUUUUAUUUUGAAGGCCUACAUCCGGAAGUCUCAUCCGAGUGUUUCUUCCAGCUUGACCCGCCUCGUCUCCAAACUUAACGCUGCAACUCCGCGCUGCUUUUCACUUGGUAUAAGCAUCUUCGCGUCGUCGCCUCCUCCUGUGAGUCUGGAUCAGGGAACCGAACCCAGCCAUCAGCCGAACCCCUGAACCCCUCGCCGUUCUCUCCGACUCGGCUUCGCGCGUGCUCCAAACUUUGGAGCCUUUUACGCGUCAGCGAGGCGCAUUCGGAUUUUGGGGAUCUUGGAGCCUCUGAAGACUUUCAGUUCGAGUAAAAGACGAGGCAGAAGGUGGAGAAAGUUCGCUGAGGCUUCGUGGACAGAACCAUGAUGCUGCAGAGCGACCAGCUGCGGCUCCAGUGAAAACAUGGAGUCCUGGACGGGAGGAGGAAGGAGGCGGCUCCCAGUCGUCCCAGUCGUCCCAGUCGUCCUGCUGUGGAUGGUGCUGCAGAGACACGCUCCGGUUCUGGGCUGCAGCUCCACCAGCUGUAACCAGGUUCUGACAGAGGCCCAGGGGAACGUCACCUCGCCCUGCUACCCCCAGAAAUACCCCAACUCCCAGCUGUGCACGUGGAGCCUGCAGGCCCCGGCCGGCUUCGUGGUGCAGCUCACCUUCCUGGACUUUGAGCUGGAGGAGGCGCCAGGAUGCAUCUACGACCGGGUGAUGGUGAACACGGGCAGCGCCGACGUGACGUUCUGCGGCCUGACGGCCGACGGGCUGACGCUGAACUCCACCAAGAACGUGAUGGAGCUGUCCUUCACGUCCGACUUCAGCGUGCAGAAGAGAGGGUUCCGAGCUAGCUACCGCCACGUUGCUCUGGCUCUGAGGAACCAGAAGGUCUCCAUAACCGGCGGUCAAGGAAGAGUCACACAGGUCUCCAACACGGUCACUAUCCCAACGAUGAGCCAGCUGACGGUCUGCUUUGAGGUGCAACGCAUCAGCCAGAAACAGAAAGAGUGGCUCUUCACGUACUACGACGUCCACAACAACGUGGUUCUGGCUCUGGGAUCGGACGGCGCCGGCACCACGUGGAUCGUGGACGGCGUCAGCUGCCAGCUCGGCGCCGUUCUGCCGCCGGCCGCCUUCAUGGCCCAGAUGACGGCGUUCUGCGUGGCGUGGGCGUCGGCCUCUGGCCUGGUGGGUGUCUUCGCGGGCGGCGCGCUGUGGCCCAGUGCCUGCGACGCGUCCGCCGGCCACGCGGUGCCGGGAGGAGGACUGUUCCGUUUAGGAGGCCAGCAGAGCUUCGACGGGAACAUGUACAACCUGCGGCUGUGGGACGUGGCCAUGACGGAGGAGCAGCUGAAGGCGCUGACAUGUGACCAGACGGGGAGCGUCAUCGACUGGGACAACAGCAACUGGAGCCUCGCGCCCGGCGUGGCCCAGACCGACAGCGCGCUGAGCUGCAUCUGCUUCCCUAACUGCCUGCACUCACCUCCUGCUGCUGCACCAACUAGUGCAGCUGUUUCCUCGUCCACUGCCUCCACUAACGCCGCCACUGCUGACGUCUCCAGCACUAGCACCUCUCUGACCCCCACCAGCUCUGCUAGCGCUGCCGGCUCAGCCGUCGCCUCCUCCGUUGUGGCUGCUGCUACCGCCUGGCCCUCCUCUGGCCCUGCUGCCCCCUCCACCCCCUCCACCCCUGCAGCCGGCAGCCCAGCGCGUGACCAGCCAACGGCCCCGGCUAGCAAUCCGGCUACUAGCCCCCUGCUGCCCGGAACAACUCCUCCGCUGCUGCUAGUCUCUACUAACCCUCCAGCCACUAACUUAGCCGCUACCGCCUCCUGGGGAAGCGAAGGAACGACUCCUCCGCUGCUGCUAGUCUCUACUAACCCUCCAGCCACUAACUUAGCUGCUGCUGCCUCCUGGGAGGCCUUGUUCUACCGGGUCUCUUUUUUGGUGGACGGUGGCGGCUCGGCACUGACCCAAGCUGACGUGGAGAAAGCCGUGGCUCUCUGGCUGAGUGAAGCGUUCCAGAACUGGACCCACAGCGUCGCUGUGGACAGCAUAAGUGUCAGACCCUUUUCUCCCAAUGGAGGGAACCGUAGAAGCUACUGGUGCCAGGCCCUGCUGGUCGACACCUCCAGCACCAACCAGAGUCUGGGCCAAGCUGUGUUCACCAGACUGUCCAGCAGAACCGGGCUUGUGGGGGAUGGACUGCAGAUCCAGCUCGACUCCAUCGCUCUUCAGUUAAUCAAAAACUGUCCAGAAGAAAGUCGACCUCACUAUCACUGGGCUGAGACCAGCCCCAACGUCACCCAGUACCUUCCCUGCUCCAUCAAUAAGGAUCAGAACGCCUCCAGGACCUGUUUAAUCAGUCCACAGGACUACUCCUCCUACUGGUCCCCAGCAAACCUGAAGAACUGCCAAAAGAUCGAAGCCAUCCAGGUGUCAGCAGAAAACGCGGUGGAGGUGGCCGUCCAGCUGGUCGACUACUCCAAGGCUCUGUCCAGCGACGAGGUGUCGACGGUGGUGACGAAGGUGCAGGAGCUGGUGAACGUGGCCAAGAUCAACAGCACGUUAGCCUCCAGCGUCGUCAACAUCAUCUCCAACGUGAUGACCAGCAGCGACGCGGCGCCGGCGGCCAGCUCACAAGCUCUGAAGACGGUGGAGGACCUGGCUCAGAAGAUCGAGUUUGACGGCCUGUCGCUCAACAUCACCUCCAGAAACCUGAUCUUGGGAAUUGUGGCCUUCAACAGCAGCACCUUCAACGGCUCGUCCUUCAGUGCCUUCAGGCUUCCCAACUCCACAGAGACGCAGAUCGACUUUGAAUCGGAUCGGAUCACCCUGGCUCAGAUCACGCUCCCUGCAUCUCUGCUGUCCAGUGUCUCACUGAAUGAAGCUGAGCGAUCGUCUCUGUCCAGGAUCAACUUUAUGUUCUUUAACAACACAAAUUUCUUCCUGCACGAGCAGGGCAAUCACUUCCUGAACAGCUACGUGGUGGCGAGCAGCGUGGGCAACCUGUCCAUCAAACACCUGAAGGCUCCCGUGGAGAUCGAGAUCGCUCACAUCUCUGAGACGGUCUCCUCAGAUCCACUUUGCAUGUUCUGGGACUUCAGCAUGAACGAGGGACAUGGAGGCUGGAACGGAGACGGAUGCACAGCGUCCACAGGCUCCACCAGCAACAAGACCGUCUGCCUGUGCGACCACCUCACACACUUCGGCAUCCUCAUGGACAUGUCAGGAAGUGCUCCUCAGAUCGACCGGAGGAACGGCAUGGUUCUGACCUUCAUCACCUACGUGGGCUGUGGCGUCUCCACCGUCUUCUUGGCCGUCACGCUGCUCACCUAUGUCGCCUUCGAGAAGCUGCGCCGUGACUACCCGUCCAAGAUCCUGAUGAACCUGAGCGCGUCGCUUCUGCUCCUGAACAUGGUGUUCCUGAUGGACGGCUGGGUGGCCGGUCUGGGCAGCAGCCCUCUGUGCCAGUCGGUGGCCGUCUUCCUGCACUACUUCCUGCUCACCUCCUUCACCUGGAUGGGCCUGGAGUCCGUCCACAUGUACAUCGCCUUGGUCAAGGUCUUCAACACCUACGUUCGUCGCUACAUCCUGAAGUUCUGCCUCGUGGGAUGGGGUCUUCCUGCAGCGAUGGUGCUGAUCGUGGUGUCUGUGAACAAACAACAUUACGCGCUGCUGGAGUUCAAAGAUGACGCAACGAACCAGUCGUCCAAGUUCUGCUGGAUCCACAGCACCGCCGUGCUCUACACAACCUGCAUCGGCUACUUCUGCCUGGUGUUUGUGCUCAACGUGGCCAUGUUCAUCGUGGUCAUGAUGCAGAUCUGCGGUCGCAACGGCAAACGCAGCAACCGGACGCUGCGAGAGGAGGUCCUGCGGAACCUGCGCAGCGCCAUCAGCCUCACCUUCCUGCUGGGAAUGACGUGGGGCCUGUUUCUGUUCGCCUGGGGCCCAGUUCACCUGGUCUUCAUGUACCUGUUCACCAUCUUCAACUCGCUGCAAGGUUUCUUCAUAUUCAUCUUCCACUGCGCCUUAAAAGAAAACGUCCAGAAGCAGUGGAGGAGGUACCUCUGCUGUGGGCGCUUCAGGCUGUCCGACAACUCAGACUGGAGCAAGACGGCCACCAACAACACCAAAAAGGUCAGCUCAGAGAACCUGGGCAAGUCCCUGUCCUCCAGCUCCUUCGGCUCCAGUACCGCCAACUGGACCUCCAAGGCCAAAGCCACGCUCAACCCGUUCACCAAGCGGCACAGCAGCACAGAUAAACGUCCCUCGGGCCCGACCGGCCCCAAGUGCGUCUCCUCAUCCUCCUCUGAGCUGGAGCCCAGCUCCUCGUCCUCCAUCCUCCCCGUCAGCCAGAUGAUCGACAAAGUGAAGGGCUACUGCUCCCUGCGCACCGACAACUUCUACAGGAACAUCCUGAUGUCAGACAGCUUCACGCAGAGCACCAGGUUCUGAGGAGCCUCCUUCGCCCUCCCACUAUGUUAUUUAUUGCUUUACGCUUGUUCUGGAACCUUAGAGGUUCUGGAAAGACUGAAAGUCUAGAACCUUGGCGUCUUCAACGCACUGAGGCUUGAUCAGAACCUGAUCCUGUCUGAGGCCUCAGGUCCAGUUAGUGGCACCAGGACACAGUCGUGACCAUUAGAUUAGUGUUGAUUUGUGUGUUCUGACCCAUGUUCUGUUCUUCGCAUGUUGUUACUGGUUGGGUUGUGUCAUCAUGCAGAACCUCCUGUGGAAUAAACUUGGACCAUGUUAUCGUGGUUCUGAUCCUGGUGUCUCCUGGCCGGUUGGAUUCUGUUGUAUCCGACUUUGUUUCCGAACUGAAAGCAAAGCAGGGCGGGAUGGAGAAGAACCAAAGGUUCUGACAGAACCAGGAGGCUGCGUUUACUGUGAUGUUUGAGUGUGUAGCCACAUGUGUAAAUAAUGUACAAGUCCAUGUAGUACAUGAAGUUCUGUGUGUACCGAUCUAUGUUGCCUGUUUGUACAUUUGGUUGGAGUCAAGCUGUGAAAGUCAAACCUUCUGCUUUUCCUUGACUUCAAACACAUCUGUCAUUGAGCUUUGAAACAGACUGGAAGAGAGAAACGAACACAGUCGGGGCUGAACCGGGCCGGGUCACGUGGUUGGUUUCAGACGCCGUGUCCCUCUCAUCAGACAGGUACAAGCUGGUUCGCUUCCCUGUGGCCGUCACAGCCGCAGCAUCGACGUGGGACGCUUAGUCAUUCCAAACGCUCCUACGGCCCCUGAAGGCAGCACGAAGGCCUCGCCUGGGUUUAAAUGUUAGAUCCCUGAGGAACAGAGUCAUGGACUAAGGGCUGCAGUGACGUGACAUGGAUGAAAAUGUUGUUUAUAAAAUGAUGUGAUGGUUUGUUGCUGUGUCUCAUUAAACGUGUCAUUUAGCCUCA